GGCCUUGCCAGUGUCCUUCGGCCGCCGCUGAGGAGGGAAGGGGAAAGAGAGGCUAUGGGUGGUGCGAGGGACCAAGCUCUGGGCUGCUGCGACACUCAUCCCCGACUCGUUGCGCCGUUGCCGUGGGGCCGGGUGCUGGGAAAGAGAAUGGAGGGCAUGAUGCCAGCAACGUGGGCUCGUUGCCUGUUUACAAAGUCGAGAAUUCCAGACUCGGUAUUUCAGCCACGGCCUGAAGAUCAUGAAAAGUAUGGAGGUGACCCUGAGCAGCCCCACAAAAUCCAUGUUAUUACUAGAAUAAAAUGUGUAGUUGGUCGCCCGUACUGGGAAAAGAAGAUAAUACAUGAUCUCGGAUUGGAUAAAGCACAUCGGCCAAUUCUGCACAAGAACAUCCCUUCUGUGAAUUCCAAGCUGAAGAUUGUUAAACAUCUGAUAAGAAUACAGCCACUGAAACUACCUUAUGGAUUACCAACAGAAGAAGAAAUGUCAGACACCUUUCUUACAAGCAAGGGAGAGCUUGUCAUUAAACGGCAUCUGAAAUCUGUGGAACAGAAAAAAAUUCAGCCAUAAUUGUGCUGGUUGGAUUUAUAUUUCAUCAAAUAAUAAUUUGAAUCCUGCGUAAAGAGUUUGUGUAUGAAGUGGAAGCUUGAGUCUUACCCUUACCUUGCCUGGUUAAGAAGUGAUGGAGGUGACACUGAUGCUUAAAAAGAUUACACGUGUAUAAAGUUCAAUAUUAGUAUUACCUGGAAAUAGUAAAUGAAUUAUAGGCUUUC
This is a messenger RNA of Pogoniulus pusillus (Red-fronted tinkerbird), 770 nucleotides long. It is a transcript of the gene MRPL30, whose product is annotated as mitochondrial ribosomal protein L30. Gene Ontology annotation, molecular function: structural constituent of ribosome. Gene Ontology annotation, cellular component: large ribosomal subunit; mitochondrion. Gene Ontology annotation, biological process: translation. Lineage: Eukaryota; Metazoa; Chordata; Aves; Piciformes; Lybiidae. The transcript has 5 exons. The coding region runs from base 55 to 567 and encodes 170 amino acids. The record is from RefSeq and is a predicted model, not a curated record.